AUGAUUGAACAUGCUCGUUGGUUUCCUCACUGUGCUUAUGCAAGACAAUUAUGCGGUGAUAAUUUGUAUCAAAAGAUUCAAGAAUCAAAACGAGCCGCACAAGAACGAUUAAAAGCUAAUGGACACCAAACAAAAACCUUUUCUAUACCAAAUAUAAAUGAAAAUUCAAACAGCAGUAAUUUAACGACGUCAGCUAAUGCAGCUGUAGCAAAUAGGGGACAAUUACAAAUCCUAGAUGAGAGUACGCUAUCAAGAUCAGUCGCUGCUCGAUUAGAUUUGCCCAUCUCACAAAAUUUAUUGAAUAAAAACUUUAAAUUAUCAAUUAUCAAACGUUGUUAUGAGGAUCAAUUGCGUCUUAAAGGUGACGAUUUUGUAAGUGAUUGUGAUCUACUUUUGGCCUAUACUAUUCUUCAAAAACAAAUUGAACACAUCGAUGGCAAGAAAGAAAACAUUAUUAUACCCAGUGUUUACAUGAAAAAAGUACAAGAACAAGCGAAGAAAGAGAGAACAGAACAAAACACAGGUCCAGUUUCCAGUAAUGCAUUAUCAUCACCUUCAACGACUUUGUCUUCAUCGACCGGAGAUGCUGAUAUGACUUCAUUGACAAAUGAAUCAUGCACACCAGACGCUUCAACAUCAUCAGUGGAAUCAAAUGCCGAUUCUGUGAAAACUAUUGAUAAAAAACGAAAGGGCAAAGAAAACGCAAAAGCUUCAUCACCUGUAGGAAAUUCGUGUGUUCUCUGUUUGGAAAGUGAAAAGGGAUUGGCAUGUAUACCGUGCGGACAUUUAUCAACAUGCGUUCCUUGUGGUCACUCUCUUCGCACUUGUCCAAUCUGUCGGCGAGAAAUUGAAGCGUUUGUUCGAGUGUACAUUUAA
Messenger RNA from Didymodactylos carnosus, 876 nucleotides. The record is from the annotation of a GenBank genome assembly. NCBI's taxonomy places the organism in Eukaryota, Metazoa, Rotifera, Eurotatoria, Philodinida, Philodinidae.